AUGAGUGCGAAUGAAAAAUCUGUUGAUAUUGAUCAAGACCAGGCAUCGAAAGAUGGCUCUUCUAGUUCAUACAUCACGGUUGAAGAAGUUCAAUCUCUUGUUGCUGAUGAAAGUAUUCCAUUACCUUUUCGACAAGAAGAGUUCCACUCUUCUCCUACACAAGAGGAGAGUUCAUCUUCUCCUAUGGAAGAAGAUGACAAUUUUUCUUUUGAUAAUGCAUUCGUUUUGGAUGAAGGCAAAACUAAUCAUUCCCAUGAAAACGAUAGUUCAAAUGAUGUGUGGACUCUUGAGUUUGAUGGUAGUUGCGCUACAAAUGGAUCCAGAGCCGACGUAGUUCUCAUAUCUCCUAAGGGAGAGAUCUUCCCUUAUUCCUUCAAAUUGCAAUUUGCUAAUACUAACAAUACAACUGAAUAUGAGUCGCUUUUGUUAGGAAUGAGCGUUGCAUUGAAAAGAGGAAUCAAAAAUCUUCAUGCCCAGGGUGAUGCAAAAUUAGUAGUUUGUCAAGUAAGGAGUAUAUAUCAGACUAGAAAUGACAGACUCAGGCAUUACUGUAAUUUGGUAUGGGAAAAUAUUGAAGAUUUCGAUGCUUUUAGCAUCUCAGUUGUGCCUCGUGAAUACAACGAUAGGGCUGAUUCCCUUGUUGUUUCAGCUACUUCGUUAAUUCCACAUCUUGACUUUGGUCAAGAUUAA
This is a messenger RNA of Cryptomeria japonica (Japanese cedar), 690 nucleotides long. RefSeq lists its product as uncharacterized. NCBI's taxonomy places the organism in Eukaryota, Viridiplantae, Streptophyta, Pinopsida, Cupressales, Cupressaceae. Gene Ontology annotation, molecular function: RNA-DNA hybrid ribonuclease activity; nucleic acid binding. Bases 1 to 690 code for a protein of 229 amino acids. The transcript is spliced from 2 exons. The record is from RefSeq and is a predicted model, not a curated record.